This is a messenger RNA of Rhagoletis zephyria (snowberry fruit fly), 1022 nucleotides long. Lineage: Eukaryota; Metazoa; Arthropoda; Insecta; Diptera; Tephritidae. The record is from RefSeq and is a predicted model, not a curated record.
GCGGCACUCCUCUGCCCUCGAGCAAUGGCAAGUCUUCGGGCGACAACUCGGAGAAGAGCAAGAGCUACCGCGACUCGCUCGUCCCGCCGGAGCUGAUGCCGCUGAUCGAGUCGAUGAAGAAGUACCUCGAGAAGCAGAAGGCAAUUCGCGACGAGAACGCCCACGAGCACUACUACAUCCAGCCGAUACUGGAGAUUGGCACGGCAGUGGAGGACGUCCUCCGCCAGCGCCUCAACAAGGUCGACAUUGAGCUGCAGAAGAACGCGAAGGCGGUGGAGCUGCUGAAGCGGGACACCAGCAAGCUGCUCUCCAACGGCGAACUGGUGUACCGCAUCUCACGGCUGGACAGCAACAGCUCGCUGGCGUCGAACCUCGCCCGCGGCGCCAUCGGCCACUCGAUGAUGAUGAUGGGCGGCGCCGGGGACGUGACGGCGGCGGCGAACAACUUCGUCAACGCCAACACGCAGCAGUACUUUCUGGAGCUGGUGGAGGGCUUUCGCGCCCAGAUGGAAACCUACAGCGAGCAGAUUGAGAUGCUGCGGUCGUACUGUGCGACGGUGGGCAGAGAGGGCACCGGCGUCAACUCCUCCUCCUCCUUCUCCUACGAGGAGAUCAACACCAUCAUUCGCAAGCAGCACGAGAUCUUCGUGGCGGUGGGCGCCAAGGUCUACGCCAUUCACGAGUACGCCAAUCGGCUCAGGGCAGAGGCGGCCAAGGAGAAGCUGGAGGCGGCAGAGGCGGCGGCAGCCGCUGCAGCUACUUCAGGUUCAAAUGAAAAGUCGACGGGAGGCAGUGGUCAGUACGGGCCUAGUCCCUUUCUGGUGCGCACUCCGGCGCUCCAGAACGCCGGCUCUUCUGCGGCCAACAGUCCACUGAAUGCCGCAGCAUCAAACCCCUCCAUCGGUGGUCAGUUCCAGCCGUCCUCAUCAUCCUUUGGCACACCCUCCUCUUCCUUCACCUCUCCGAACAGCAACAACUCGCUCUUCUCCUCCUUCAACAACAACAAGUCGAAGCGAUUCUGA